This is a messenger RNA of Nomia melanderi (Alkali bee), 3160 nucleotides long. RefSeq names its product epoxide hydrolase 4. The record is from RefSeq and is a predicted model, not a curated record. Gene Ontology annotation, molecular function: catalytic activity. Lineage: Eukaryota; Metazoa; Arthropoda; Insecta; Hymenoptera; Halictidae.
CAUUCCUAGAGAGUUCUAUCCUCGAAAAUCUCCUAUAGAGGUCUCAACGCUUCUAAGAAAAAUAAAUUCAAAAAACUUAGUAUCUAACCGCUAUAACAUUAUAUAGUAAAGUACCUUCUGAUGUUAAGUGUAAGAAAAUUCCUCGCUAACAAUGAUGAUAUUUGCAAUCAUGUGUAUUCAGACGAACGUCUUAAUCAGUGAUUCAGUAGUAAUUUCAAGAAGCCCAUACAUUCUACGAUGUAUAUUCGGUUAACAUCGUAAACGGUAUCGAUCCUUAUCUCUAGAUCAUUCACAAGAAGCGUCUGAUCAUUUUUUGCUGUAAUCGUGACUGAACACACGUGCACUCUGGAACGAAUGCGCAUACUUAUGUAAAUAUCUACAUAUACACGUACACACACAUGUAUUCAGAUUAGUACAAGUUUGUCUGGUUCAGCGAAUGUAUUGAACUUAUUCAAUGGGAGGAAACAUUUAAACAUUCAAAAUAAAAAGAAGCAAUUUUUCAUUUUCCUUUAUGAAAAACUAUGUUUACAAACGAGAAAGUUGUUCAGAUAUCAACGUGGGAAAUAAUUAAAUUACAUUUUCUUUCUUUUGUGUGCGGUUUAUAUUUAAUAAUAAAACGAUUUCUGAAAUGGGCUUGGAAUCCGAAAAAGUUUUUCACGAUGCAACAACGGGACAAACCUCCGCCGUGUUUAGUUGACAACAACUUAGGAACGCAUUCUUACGUUAAAAUCAAGGGUGUAAAGUUUCAUUAUGUAGAAGCUGGAAAUAAGGAUAAACCACUUAUACUACUUUUGCAUGGGUUCCCUGACUGUUGGUUGUCUUGGAGGGAACAAAUACCAUGCCUUGCUGAACAUUACAGGGUAAUAGCAAUAGAUCUAAAAGGAUUUGGUGACAGUGAUAAACCAUCAACCAAACGUUCCUAUAAACUUGAAAUAUUAAUAGAAGAACUGAAACAAUUUAUUUUAACACUUGGAGUGAAACAGUGCAGUAUAAUUGGCCACGAUCUUGGUGGACUGUUAGGAUGGUACAUGGUAGCUUUAUAUGAGGAUAUGAUUUAUAAGUUUGUUGCAAUUUCCUGCCCCCAUCCCAAUUUUUACUGGAAUAGAUUACCUGGGGACUCUGUGUUCGAUUCAAAGUGGAUACACUUCAGUAGAUUACCAUUCCUUCCUGAAAUAGAUGCUCUUAAAGAAGAUUUAUCUAUUAUAAAUGAUACUUUCCAACAUCUUCUAGUAAACAAAACAAGUACUGAACAAAAUUAUGUAGAAGCAUAUAAGUAUGCAUUUAGUAGAAAAGAGGACUGGACAGGUGCGAUUAACUAUUAUAGAAAUCUUCCUUUCAUAAGACUGAAUACAGAAUCUAAUGCACAGAUUUAUACUAAGACAUUACUUAUAACUGGAAACAUGGAUCCACUUGUAACAAUAGAAAAUAUUAUACAAAGUUCUGAAUAUGUUGAAAAAUUUAACGUGAAAGUCAUUUCUGGAGCACAACAUUUUCCACACCAACAAAAACCAGACAUAGUAAAUGAAGCCAUUUUGAAGUUUUUUAUAGGUACAAUAAGUACUACAGAAAAAACACCACCCAAAAGUAUGAUGACUUCCUGGUGGGGAUCUUUAAGUAAUACUGUCAAAUAUGGCAAUCAUGUAAUUGAUACUGUUCAUAGAAAAACAAGUGGUGUAGUCCAUGGUUUCCCUAGUAAAGUAUUUUACAUGGGUCAAACUACGAAUUAAGUCAAAUUUAAGAAACAGCGAAGUUUCUAAUAUACAAGCAUUUACCGUCUUCCACAUAUACCUCCUUGGUUACUUCCAAUGAUAUAAUUAUUAUUUAUUUUUAUAUGUGUGCAUGCUUUAAACAUAAGAUAUUUUACUAGAAAGAAAUCUUAUUUUUUUAUAUGAACAAAUCAGAUAACUAUUAGUAUAUAUAUAUACUUACAGAGUACAAAUAAAUACAAAUAAAUAAAUAAGUACAUAAUGUGUUCUUUUUCAUAUUCUUGUUUCAAUAUUAAAUUUUUCAAAUCAUUGGAUACGAAGUUCAUAAGAUGUCUAGUCUAUUCUGUCUAUUGUCUAGGAUGUAAAGCGUAAAAUGAAUCAGAAUUAAAAAAUAAUUGCAGUAUAUUACUGUUUUAUAAAGUAAUAUAUAUAGUAGUGCAUAAUAUUUAGCUUUAGUAUUAAAUUAUAUAAAGAUCUGUCUUUCAAUAGAACAAAGCAAUAUACAUAAUAAAAACAGUUUUUAGUGAGGCAAGCAUAAAAUGAUUUCUUAGAAAUACUUACAUGUUUAAUAAUACUGUAAAUACCCUUAUCUAAAAAAUAUGAGGAAUAGAUGGUUACAUAAAUUAUAAAAACAGACUUCAUGUUUUGUAUAGUGUAAUAUUAGAAUAAAUCUGAUAUUCGAAAUUUGAUCUUUAAAUAAGUCUUUUAUAUUUACAAAAUUCUUUCGUUCUUCAAUCCAAAUAUCAUUUCGAUGUAUUCUCUCUAUUCUUUUUCCUAUAACACAUAAGGAUAUUUGUGACAUUCUGUCUCAAACUAUCAUCAUUUUAACUAUCUUUAUUGCUCAUACUCACUUUCCAAAAUUUUCACCAUCUUCGAUAGUUUCAGGUAAUAUGCAAUUCAUUGUUUCUGGUAAAAGUAAGCAUAACGCAGCACCGAGUAAUGGUCCAAUACCAAAUAUCACUGGUGGUAACCAAGGUUUAAUUUUUCCCUAAAAAUAAAUAACAUGAUUCAAUACAUAUUAACAUGUUUCAUAAACAGCUGGUACUAGAAGUACAUAGGCAGCUCACCAUAGUUGCAAUAUAAGGUGCAAUCAUGCUCCCAGUUCUUGCACAAACACUUCCUAAUCCAAUACCUACGUUUCUAAUUACGGUAGGAAACACCUCGCUACUGUAUAGAUAUACAGUUGGAAAACUAAUUGCCAUUCCUGCGAGACCUAAAUUAGUUAAACAUAUUGUAAGAGUCGAAUUUGAUAUCACAGUCAAUAAAAUCAGGCUUAUGCCUGACAAAAGAUUGCCACUUAUCAAAAUCCUUAAACGGGAUACACGCGAUAUCAAGACAAGGACUACUAUAGUUCCAGGCAAUUCAACAACAGCUGAAAAAAGAGAUGGAUUUUUAACAUGUAUAAUCACUUUAUAAUAUAGAUUUACCUUUAAAAUAUAUUUUCUUGGAUUAAU